This is a messenger RNA of Fonsecaea pedrosoi CBS 271.37, 474 nucleotides long. RefSeq lists its product as uncharacterized. The transcript is spliced from 2 exons. NCBI's taxonomy places the organism in Eukaryota, Fungi, Ascomycota, Eurotiomycetes, Chaetothyriales, Herpotrichiellaceae. The record is from RefSeq and is a predicted model, not a curated record. Bases 1 to 474 code for a protein of 157 amino acids.
AUGAAGCCCACCUCUGCCGCCGUCCUCCACCAGAUUGCAAAGCCACGGCUCGUGGUCCCUCUGGGGGGAAUCAGACAAUACACGGCCACCAGGGUGACGCUGCUACCCACGGCCCUGGCCCGCGCGGAAAGAGCCUCGGACCUCAAGGCGCAUCCGGAGAGCGCCCUCACGCAGGAGAAGCUGCCGGACAAGAAAGGGAACCGGCACUGGUCCGAGGAGAAUGCCACCCUGAGCGAAGCCGACGUAAGUUCCAAGUUCAAGUUCGACGUCAAGUCAGGCCAGGACCUGGAAUGCAUGAAUGAUAGAGAACCUGGGGAAAUGGCGCAGAAACUCUCGCACCAACCCACGCCACCCACCCAGCCCAUCAGCCUACCAGCGUACCAGCCAACUGACCGUCUCGCACAGAUCAAAGCGGACCGCGAAGCCGAAGAGGCAAAAUCAUCAGCCACCAAGACUCAAGACAAGAAGGCGUAA